This is a messenger RNA of Ruditapes philippinarum (Manila clam), 4695 nucleotides long. RefSeq lists its product as uncharacterized. Gene Ontology annotation, biological process: positive regulation of canonical NF-kappaB signal transduction; humoral immune response. Lineage: Eukaryota; Metazoa; Mollusca; Bivalvia; Venerida; Veneridae. The coding region runs from base 149 to 2272 and encodes 707 amino acids. The transcript has 5 exons. The record is from RefSeq and is a predicted model, not a curated record.
ACCCGUGAAUUCGUGGAAAGAACUUUUAAGGAUUGACGGUCCGGCGAAAAGUUGCCGCAGCUACAAACAAGCGAUUUAACCAGUUGCGUUAUAAUGAACAAUGUUUGGAUUUAGACAUAUUUUGUCAAAUUAGAUGUCUUAGUUCACAAUGGCGGGUUGGAUGAACGAUAGUUGGCCAAUGCAAUACCUUAUACCAGAAACUCGACAGGAACUUGCCGAUAGACUAGAUGUCGUUUCACCACUUGGUCUUGGUUACCCUAUGUUUGCAGCUGCACUUCGUAUAAAUAACCGUCAGGCUUAUAUAACAAGAGACAUAGAACUUAUUAGGGUACGGAGCCAGCCUGGAAGUCCAACAUUGGCCCUGUUGCUAGACUUCGAGCAAAGAGGUGGAACUCUUCAGGCAGUUCAAAGUGCCUUGGAAAGAAUUGGACAUGUUGCUUCAAGCAUUAUUCCUACAUAUCUUACAACUCUUUCUAUGCAAUUAGAAAAUGUACAAGCCUCUCAGUCUAGGGUUGACAACGGAAUAUAUCCAUCAACGCCGAAUAGUGGUUUUCAAAAUACUGAAUUCACACCAUGCAACUGUCCAAGAUGCCAAACUCAAGACCAAUCCUCAUAUGAACGAUCAAAUACAGAAGUGUCUGAACAAAGCGUCCCUAGAGAUUCAGCAAAGAUUGAAUCUUCUAAAGCUACAAAGAGGGUAAAACGAAAGGUACGGACAUCUAGAUCUUCAACUGGUGAUCCUAGUAUAGACUCAUUUCCUCCAAAUGGAAGAAAGUAUGUAGUUGAAACUUUACCCGGAGAAACAAGGUGUCCACCGAGGGUGUCUUGUGAUUGCGAUGAAUGUAGGUUACGUUCAGAUCCAGACCAAACCCAACGAUUUACUCUUGAGAGUCAUCCAAAAAUUGAAUGUGUUUUAAGAAAUGACCUAAUGCGACAGUCAUCACACAAUACAGGACACUUAGAAAGCGGAUUGUCACAGCUUUAUUUGGAUUCUGAUGAAAGUGAAGAUAUAUCAGUUGAAAGUUCUGAUGAAACAUUUGUGAAAAGUGCCUUAACUGAAUCACAAAGUACGGAUAGAGUUAGAGAGUCGGUACAAAAUGCCCCACUUGAAAAUCUUGCAAAAAACGGUAAUAAAUUAUGUUCCAGGUCUGAUAAUGGAAAACAUAGACUCGGUGAAAUGCCAGAAAGUUGCCCAGUUUGUAGAAACCAUGUAGGAGCUAUACCUAAGGAUAGAUCAAAGACAAGAAACAAUUCUAUUACUUAUAAAAACGAACAACAAGACGCAGAUCUAAGGAAAUCGUGGCAUGGAACAUCGAAAAACAAACCUGAUGAAAUGUUGAAAUCAUGGUCCGACUCCUCACUAAGCCCCACACAACAUUUUAAAACGAACACGCAUAAACAAAAUCAUGACAAUCCAAUAGAUGAAACAAUUUAUAGCAGAAUAUCGCAAGGAUCAAGUGGUCCAAGGAGUGCACGAAGUUCUGUCGGUGGCAAUGAUUCUGUCCAUGAAGUUUAUCAAAACAACUUAGAAUCAGCAGGUGGUGUGAGAAACAAUUUAGAUGACUCAAGGAACAUUGUACCAAGUGAUUCUUCUAACUCCACAGGUGUUCAGAAUCAAGCGCCUGCUGCACGCAUAAGAACGAUAUCCAGUAAUUCAAAUGACAGUGCAUCGGAUGAUAAUUCUAAUGCUACUUCUUUUAAUCCAUGGGUGCCUUUCUCGAAUGCUGAAAGUGAUCAACACAGAGGAAGAUCUGCAAUGAACGGUCAACGAGGGCCUAAAGUAUUUGUUACAUACGCAUGGAAUGGAAAUACCGAUUCAGAUUCCUUUAUAAAAGAAGUGGUUGAGAUGUGUAUUGCUCUACGUAAUGUGGGUGUCAGAACAAAAAUAGACAUGGAUGAUAGUUCAUAUUAUGCAUUGAGGCUUAACAAACUGGACUGGAUAGAACGAAACGUGCGAGAGGCUAAAUACAUAAUUGUAUGUAUUACUCCAACCUAUAGAGCUGAUAUAGAACCUGUUCCAACUAACAGUAACCAGGCCUCACCGAGGACCAGUCAGUUAAAUGCUAGAUACAUUUUUGAUAUGCUGCGUGGAGAGUAUUAUAACAACUCGUCACAAAACAGGAGAAUUAUCCCUGUGAUAUUUCCAAAUCACCGCACUACUCACGAACACAUACCUACUUGUAUGCGCUCCACACUUAUUUAUGAAUAUCCUAACUGUAUUGCACAAAUAAUUGAAGCAAUAUUGGGUCAUGGUAGGUAUAGACCUUCGUGAUUAUUAUGUAAGUGUGGAAACUUUGCUCCAGAACCAACUUAUCAUUGGAGACCUUGCUCAAAGCGGACAAUUCGGACAUUGUUUAUGAUGUUAAAGACUUGCUCAAAGCGGACAAUUCGGACACUGUUUGUGAUGUUAAAGACUGGCUCAAAGCAGAUGAUUAGGACGGGCAUUUGGUACGAUUUUCUAGAUUCCACCAGAUAAUUGUAAAGCUCUCAAUUUUUUAAAGUGCUAAACUGGUAGACAAUAACAUUAUUUUGUUUUGCUACGUCAAACUUUUCUUGAAUUGGCAACGUGUAAAUUUUUUCUUUAUUGACAUAGACAGAUAAAAUGCUGUAAAUAUAUUAAAGUUGUAAACAUAUUAAAGGAAAACACAGUGUUAUAACGUUGGAUGGACUAUAUUGAAAAAAAAAUAUUUAUAUUACAAGAUAUUUUUACAAAAGAAACAAAACAACAAACAAAAAACCAUCACGGAUUAAAGGACGAGGUUAAAAUUCAGUAAUUUCUACUUUUAGUUUCUUUGAAUUAAUAUGGUUGAUAUCAAGCAAACAUUUAUUUUUUCGAAAUUUCCGAAAAUUAGCAAAAUGUAAUCUUCACUAAAAUUUCUGAUUGUAAAGUACCGGAGAUGGUGUUAACAAGUCAAAUUUAAUUAUUACUUUCACAGACUUUUUUGCAAAUUGUUUUUCUUUUUUUAGAUAAAUCGAUAUACUAUGCUCAUCCAUGUGUAAAAUAUUUAAAUCGUAAAAGUGUAUUGAAAUCUAUGAAUUUCUUACUGAAUAUGUCUAAGAUUAAUAAAAGAAUGUACAAACAAAAUGUAUGGGAAGCUGCAUUCCCUAUUACAAGUCAAAAGCUGAUCAUUUCUUUAAAAGAUGCCAGUUUUUUUAAUAACACAAUAUAUAUAUGUAUACUGUGACAGCCUAUAGUGAGUAGAGUUUUAAACAUAACGUAUCAACUUUGUAUUAAGUCAAAACAUAUGUUAUUCUAUAUUUACUAAGUGACUGUGCAGUUAUUAUCAAUAACGCCUAUUUUAUCAAAUUUGAGAAUAGUAUAUAUUAAACAUAAUCUAUUGGCAAAUACCCCAAAAGUACACCUCGCUUUAAAAGCUAUUCAGUAGGGUACAGUCUAAAGAGCUUUUGAAAAUGCUUGGUAGAUUAUAAUUAUCUUUUAUAAAGUUAAAUUUCCCACAUUGAUGAAUGUGUUUUGUUUUUGUAUGAGAUGAUUCCCAUUUCUCUUUUCCAAAAAAACCGCUAGAUCUUUUUACAACGUAUCAUCAAGGAUUUUUUUCUUAUGGUCUCUCCAUAAAUGCUGAAUCAUUUUCAUGAUUUUGUUUUGUCGUCGCCACAACAGGACGAAAUUUAUACCUCGUAAAAUUAUUUCAACUCGAUUAGUCAGAUUAUUUGGCAUAUCUCUUAACAGAAAUAUUAAAUUUAAAUUUAUUUUUUUCUGAAUGAAUAACGAAGUCAGAUACAUGUAUAUGCUAAACCUUUUGAAAAGAAGACUGACUAUCAAAGCGUAUGUAUAAGCAAUAAAAUUUUUAGUUUGAAUGACAUUAAUAGCUUGAAUGACUUUGAAAGACCGAAUGACCUUAAAAUAAGUUUAAGGCAUAAUAAAUUUUAGAUCAAGGCAAUAUGCAAUUUUUUAUUUGAAAAAAAAAGCUAUUUUUGUGAAAACAGUGAACAUGUAUUAUGUUUGGCGAUUAUUUUCGUGGUAUAUUUCCCUGGUUUUAGCUUUAUAUUAUUUUACGCCUAUUUCAGAAUAUCACAAAUAUACUUACAUUAUGUUAAAAAGUAAGCAAUAAGAAGUCUUGCCUGACUGAAAAAAUAAGUAAACUAAAACAGGAGCACCGCACACGGUGUAAGCGUUUCUCUUACAAGGGCAAUAACUAUCAAUAAUCAAGUUUAACAUUACAUCAUAAUUAUACCUUUUAGAAUAUGUUAGAAUAUUUGGCAAGUGUCCCUUGUCAUGAAACACAAGUAUUCCAAGUUUCAUGAUAAUACUUUUUAUAGUUUAUGCAGGCAAUUUUGACAAAAUAAUCUUAUUUUAAAAAAUGCAUAACUCGAAAGAUAUAGCUUUUAGAAUGAUACACGUCUUACAACUGCACCUUGUUAUGAUCGGCAAGCAUUCUUAGUUACAUGUUGAUACCUAUCAAAACGUUUGAAAAAUGGGCAACACUCACAUUAAAAAGUUGUGCACGACGACGACGACGAAGCGAUCAUAAUAGUUCGAUUUCUUCGAAAUAUAUGAGCCAAUAAUGUCAGUGAUACUAAUGACAAUGCUGGACUUUGUCCACGAUAUAAAACCUUUUCAAUAACAAGCUAUUUUCCUGUUAUUUGUUGGCGUCCAGUUAUAUAAAAAUGCCUUUUUAUGUUAGCUAACCGACUGAAUUAAUAAGUAUAUAAAAUGAUAAUAGUAUGCAUUAACUU